This is a messenger RNA of Staurois parvus, 1338 nucleotides long. The record is from the annotation of a GenBank genome assembly. Lineage: Eukaryota; Metazoa; Chordata; Amphibia; Anura; Ranidae.
GAUCGAAUUCUGGAUCUCCUAAAGGAACUGCAGAGAUUUCCUGUGACAGUCCCCCUCCUUCGGAGCACAAAGAUUGGGGUCACUGUAAACAAGUUAAAGAAGUACAACAAGGACCACCACAUUGUAGAACUUGCCAAAAUCAUCAUCAGAGAAUGGAAAAAACUACUAGAAUCUUCAUACAAAGGUAAUGGUACCUCUGUUCCCAUGGUCAAGCAUUCUCUUGCCAAGACUGAGCCUGCAAGCAAGCAUCCUUCUUCCGCACAUAAGAAGCCACAUCUAACCAAAGAAAGUGCUUCUUCUGAUGUCCCCCGAUCUCCAAGAGUGCAAUCUCCUGUAAAGGAUCCAAAACAAAAAAAGGAAUACCCCAAAUUGAAUUCUCCAUCUCUGACGGAGCAGGCAACUACUAAGGAAACAAAGCUAAAAAGGGAAUGCUCUGAAUUGAAUUCUCCAUCCAUGACACAGCAGGCACCUGCUAAGGAAACAAAGCUUAAAAGGAGUCAUUCUACUGAAGUUCAUUCUUCAUCUCAUACUUCCAAGAAGCCAGAAAGGAGGCUGUCUCUGAAUACCUCGCCAUCAUCUGCCUCCAGUAAAAGUUUCACCACCCACAAAGAAGAAAGAAGAAUCUCAGCUAAUAACCCAACAGUCAAUGUUCGGAAUGGAUCCAGCAAACUUUCCACACAUACCAAAGAAGAAAGGCCAAGUGAUGCAUUGGGAAGCUCCCCUACCUGUAGCAAUUCUCCUUCAUCUGUACUUCUACCACCCUCCUAUGUGACAGGGGACUCUGUUAGGGAUAAAUGUGUGGAGAUGGUGGCAGCUGCUCUGAGGACUGAUGGUGACCAUAUAGAGUAUGAAGCAAACUGUGACAGGCUUGCAUGGGAAAUCGAAGAAUUUAUAUAUAGAGAAAUGAAGGCUACAGAUAUGAAAUACAGAAACAGAAUCAGGAGUCGGAUUAGUAAUUUAAAGGAUCCAAAGAAUCCCAGUCUCAGACGAAAUGUCCUGUGUGGCAUCGUAUCAACACAGAAUAUUGCAACAAUGACAGCUGAGGAGAUGGCAAGUGAUGAGUUGAAGGAGCUCAGGAAUACGAUGACACAAGAAGCCAUUAGAGAACAUCAGAUGGCAAAGACUGGAGGAACUCAGACCGAUUUGCUUCAAUGUGAUAAGUGCAAGAAGAAGAACUGCACCUACAACCAGGUGCAGACACGCAGUGCAGAUGAGCCAAUGACAACUUUUGUACUUUGCAAUGAGUGUGGCCAUCGCUGGAAGGUUAGUAGUCCAGUUAAUAUCUUUGUAUCUUUACAUUUAUUUUCUUUUUAUCAUCUUCUAGGUCAGAGAUGGUGA